AUGGCCUCCUGCAGCCUGGAAGUCCUAGCACAGAGCCAGUUCCUGGAGCACAGAGUUGAGACCGAGGAGGACACUGUGCUGGAGGCCUCUGCAGAUGCUGUGGAGGACAUCUGGUCCAACUUAGACGUGGAGACCGCACCGGAGGCUGAGAUCGAGGCAAUCCGGCAAGCCUUCAGUCUGGGCCAGGACUUCGUCCACAUGAAGGUAGACGAGGACUGGCCGGCCCUUCCCUUGGUGCUUGGAAGCGAGGCUUGGCAUAGCAGUUGGGAUGCUCCUCAGUCCGUGGUGGAUUUCCUGGCUGAAGACCCGCCGAGUCCUCCGCGUUUCGAGGAGCCUCCGCCUCAGGCCGAGGCUGCCCAGGAGGACGCCGAGCACGCCGAGCAGGAGGAGCAGGCGGAGCAGGAGGUGCUGGAGAGCUCGCACCAUGACGAUGCAUCGCCGAAACCGGUUGCUGAGGAGGCACCUGACUUGGUGUCUUCCUUGAACGCGCUCUUCGCGCGCAGAGGUGGUCCUCUCGAGGCCACCGAGCACCAGCGCUUCGAGAUGAGGCAGCUGCGAUGUGCUUCCCGAUGUUGGAGCGAGGUGGCCAGCGUAGAGCCGCUGCAUGGAUUUGCCAUGCCGGCCGUUGCGCACGUGGCGAUGCACUGGGGGAUGUACAGCGAGCGUGGGCUGCUUUACACCAAGAGCUUCGGAUCUCCCAGCGAUCUCGUGUGGAGUCACGACCCUGAUAUGGAUCACGGAGAUUUCGAUGGAAGCAGCGAAGGCCCGGCUGCUGUCCCGACACUGCUCGGUUCCCGAAACGAAGAAUGGAGAGGGGCGACGAUCGAUGCCUACACGGCUUACACGCUCUGGCGAGCCCUGCUCCAGCGGGUCUGCGACUGGCACGACACGCAGGGCAAAGAGAGGCCGUUCGGAAUGGGCUUGGAGGUCUGUCGCUUGAAGCUGGGAUCUGGGCCCGGCGAAGUGGAGGUCGAGGUUUCCCAACCUGCGUGUACGAUUCCUUUGAAAUUCCGGGGGCGUCCUGGAUCGGAUUCGCGCGCCGAGGCAUCGACUGAGAGGCAACGUGAGCCCUUCCAAAGCUUGUGCCGAAAGGCCAUCGACAAUGGCCACGAUCGGCGCCGCGGAGCAGCUUCGGACGCAAAGCCGUUGCUGGACCUGUGCCCCUUAGCGCCUGGGUGUCAGGUGCAGCCGCUGCAUCGAUUUCAUCCAAAGCCUGCGCUGCAUGGCCAAAGAGAGCCCGAAGAUGCCUAG
Symbiodinium sp. CCMP2456 is the source of this 1251-nucleotide messenger RNA. The record is from the annotation of a GenBank genome assembly. NCBI's taxonomy places the organism in Eukaryota, Dinophyceae, Suessiales, Symbiodiniaceae.